Malassezia restricta is the source of this 750-nucleotide messenger RNA. RefSeq names its product thiamine pyrophosphokinase. The transcript has a single exon. Gene Ontology annotation, molecular function: thiamine binding; ATP binding; thiamine diphosphokinase activity. Bases 1 to 750 code for a protein of 249 amino acids. The record is from RefSeq and is a predicted model, not a curated record. Lineage: Eukaryota; Fungi; Basidiomycota; Malasseziomycetes; Malasseziales; Malasseziaceae. Gene Ontology annotation, biological process: thiamine metabolic process; thiamine diphosphate biosynthetic process.
AUGUGGCAGUGGCACCGCUUUGUGGAUGGCCAGGCGCUCUGUCCCGGGGCGUAUGCGAUCGUCCUACUGAAUACGCCGAUCACGCAGGCCCCGCUCUUUCAGCGGCUGUGGAAUGAGGCGGCGAUCCGCGUCGCAGCGGAUGGCGGCGCGAAUCAGCUGCGCACACAGUCGUCGUGUGCGUGGCCCACGCUCAUCUGUGGCGACUUGGACUCGAUCACCGACGACACGCAGGCAUACUUUCGCGAGCACGACGUGCCGAUCGAGCACAUAGCGUCGCAAUGCUCGACGGACCUGCAAAAGUCGAUCCAGGCCGUCGAGCAUCUCGAGCCAGAGACGCUGCCGCUCGUGAUCUAUGGCGGCAUCGGCAGCCGGCUGGACCACUCGAUGCAUACGCUGCAUGUCCUAUCGCAACUCGCGUUCCCGACGCACGACGUGUAUGCGGAUGCGCAUCUGCGCCUGCGGCCGCAUGUGCUGCUCGUGACGGGCGAGGGCAUGACGUGCCUCGUGACGCCCGGCACGCACCUCCUGCGGCACGACCGACGCAUCCAUGGCAAGUCGUGUGGCCUGCUCCCGCUGGGCGUCGCGGCGGCGCACAUCCACACCCAGGGCCUCGAGUGGAACCUGCAGGGCGAAGCCUGCUCGCUCGGCGGCUUUCUAUCGACGUCCAACCACCUCGUCCAUCCCGACGGCGACGUCCACCUGACGACGGAUGCCCCGAUUUACUGGACGAUCGAGCUGCAGUCUAGAUAG